GUGAAGCGUCGUAGACGUUCAUUGCUCAGCAGCACAUUGGAACAGUCGCAAAAUCCCAGCUUCCUCCAUUCGCUCUGGAAGCUUCAUCUCUGCUGCUGCUGGAAGAAAACAUCACUUUUAUUCUAGAAGACAUUUAUUUCCUGGAAGAUCACUUUUAUUCCUUGGGAAAAACACAUUUGUUCCCUAGAAGAAAACCUCGCUUUUACUCUCUGGAAGAAAAUAAGACAUUUAUUCUUCAUUUGCUGGACUUCAUUGUGCCAGUUGGAUAUCAGGAGGACUGUCUUUUUUUGUUCCAAGAUGAACCAAACGGCCACCGUAUCGCAUCAAGUUCAAUGCCAGUCGACAAAGAGCAUCAAGGACCUUGGAGGGGUGAGUCCACCUCAAAGAAACUGGAAGGGCAUCGCCAUUGCCCUGCUGGUCAUCCUAGUGGUCUGCUCCCUCAUCACUAUGUCCGUCAUCCUCCUCACACCAGCUGACAACCAAGCUGGAAGUGACACAAAACUGACUGUGGAGGAUCUGUUUAAGCCCGAGUUCAAGGUCCAUGACCCAGAGGCUAAUUGGAUCAAUGAUUCUGAAGUCAUUUACAGAAACAGUGAUGGCCAUGUCGUCAAGUUCAACAUUCUCACUAACGAAACUGAGAUUGUCCUGUCAAACACAACAUUUAUAAACUUCAGCGUGGCCAAGUACUCUGUGUCGCCUGACCUGAAGUAUGUGCUCUUUGCUUAUGAUGUCAAACAGGUUUACCGACAUUCCUACAGGGCUUCGUACAGCAUCUAUAAUAUUCACACAAGGGAGGUUUGGGAGCUGGACCCUCCAGAAGUGCUGAAUUCAGUCCUGCAGUACGCUGCCUGGGGAGUGCAAGGCCAACAAUUGAUCUACAUAUUUGAAAAUAAUAUUUACUACCAGUCAGAUGUGAAGAGCAACUCCCUCAGGCUGACGUCCUCAGGGAAGGAAGGGCUCAUAUUUAAUGGGAUUGCUGACUGGCUUUAUGAAGAGGAGAUCCUUCAGACUCAUGUGGCACACUGGUGGUCACCUGAUGGAGAGAGGUUGGCCUUCCUGGUUCUUAACGACAGUCUGGUGCCCAACAUGGCUUUGCCUCGCUUCACGGGCAUGACAUACCCCAAAGGAAAGCAGUAUCCAUAUCCCAAGGCAGGCCAGCCCAAUCCUGUGGUGAAGCUCUUUGUUGUCAACCUUUAUGGGCCGACCCACACGUUGGAGCUGAUGCCUCCAGACAGCCUCAAACUACGGGAACAUUAUGUGACCAUGGUAAAAUGGAUCAGUAAGAUCCAUACAGCUGUCAGGUGGUUGAACCGGGCUCAGAACAUUUCCAUCCUGACUGUGUGUGACACCACUACAGGAGCUUGUGUUAUGAGACAUGAAGAAACUUCUGAACUCUGGCUUUCCAAACAGAACCAAGAACCAGUAUUCUCCAAAGAUGGCAAAAGAUUCUUCCUGACUGUUCCAGUUAAACAAGGAGGGCGUGGAGAGUUUCUUCACAUUGCGAUGUUCACCACACAGUUCAGAGCAGAUCAAAAUGAAGUCCGACAUUUAACAUCAGGAAACUGGGAAGUGACAAAGAUCCUUGGCUAUGAUGAAAACACUGACAAUCUUUAUUUUCUCAGUACAGAGGGUUCACCACGAAGGCGGCAACUAUACAGUGUUAAAACUGUAGGAUUGUUCCCACGGUGGUGUUUAACAUGUGAGCUAAAUAAGGCCCACUGUUUGUAUUUUGAUGCUGCCCUUAGCCCCACCUACCAGCACAUUAUUCUCCACUGUAAAGGUCCUGGAGCACCUGCAGUAAUCUUGCACAGCCUUAACAGUUCAAAUUACUAUAUUCUUGAGAACAACUCAUUGCUGAGGGCAGCUUUGAACUACAAAAGGAUCCAGCUGACUGACUUCAGGAGUGUUUCAAAUGAACAUUUCGAUUUACCUUUGAAAAUCUCGUAUCCACCUGAUUUCUCGGAGUCGAGUCACUAUGGGCUCCUCUUGGUCGUCGAUGGCGCCCCUGGUGGUCAGGCUGUGAGUGACCGCUUCAGCCUCAGCUGGGAUUCAGUGCUGGUCAGUUCAGACAAUGUCAUUGUGGCUCGUCUGGAUGGGCGGGGCAGCGGCUUCCAGGGCCAGAGGGUUCUUCAUGAGGUCCACCAGCGACUGGGCACAGUGGAUGUUCAGGACCAGAUUGCAGCAGUGGGAUAUAUGAUGAGGUUUCCAUACAUUGAUAAGACUCGGAUAGCAGUCUUUGGAAAGGGUUAUGGAGGCUACAUUUCAUUAAUGAUGCUCAAGUCUACAGAUAUUGUAUUCAAAUGCGCAUGUGCAAUAUCGCCUGUGACAGACUGGAAAUUGUAUGCAUCAGCCUUCUCUGAGCGAUACCUUGGCAUGCCUGCGCAGGAUGACAGCAGAUACCAGUUCUCCAGUGUGCUGCAGAAUGUUCAUGCACUAAGAGAGCAGAAACUGAUGCUUGUGCACGGUACGGCAGAUGCCAACAUCCACUUUCAACACACCGCUGAGCUUGUCAAGAGCCUGGUGAAAGUUAGAGCAAACUACUCAAUGCAGCUCUACCCUGACGAAGGUCAUUUCCUGUCGCAUCAGAGCCACCAGCACCUAUAUGCCACUCUCAUCAGCUUCUACAGGGACUGCCUGAAGGAGGAGUUACUGCCACUCACUGAUGACGACGAGGAAGAGGACGAGUAAGAUGAGUCUUCUAGAGUCAGACAGCAGGCUUUCAGAAGAUCUAGAAAAGCCUUUUGCUUUUGGACCAAGAGAUGAUGGACAGGCCAAGAGGCAUCUUAUGGACAUCUGUGAUGACGGUGACACUUUUUACUGCUGGGACUGAGGCAGGAAAUGACCUCCGGCAUCAAAGAAUUCCACGGCAAAGCACACUGAACACUGAUCAUCACUGUCAUCGACACAGUCCAAGUGCAUGCUCGUUUCCCUUCGUGAUCUCCAUUCCCUGUAACACCCGCGUCUCUCCUGCGCUAGCACUCGGGAAGACAAAUGAACACUUCUGAUCUCACGUCUUCUGUUGUUGUUGUACUGCGGUUCACAGUAUAGUCAUGAAAUAUGUACAUAUUUCCGAAUAUCGGACAAAAGGUUAAGCACAGUAUUUUCUUCAUGAGCUGACGUUCGUCCAGCGUUGUGAGUGAACGUGUGACUGGACUUGCUCCGUGUGCAGCGAAAAAACGCAAAGGAAAAUAAUGUAGUAUUUAGUCACAAAUACUUUAAUGCCCAUGAGCACAUGGCUUUCAGUAGAUCCAUGAGCAGAAUCACAAGCUGUUGUUUUUUGUAAUAUUGAGAAUCAACCAACUUUAUACGAUGCACUUGUAAUUGGAGCUUCUAUGCAUUUCUUAUGAUAAGAGGUUAUGUACUGAUGUGUCGCCGUAAGAAAUGCUCCUCUACUACUUGGGGUGUAACGGUACUUGUGGUGAGGUUCAUGGCUGGUGAGGAAUUGACUCAUUUGGGAUUUUUUUUUGUUUGUUUAAUACAUGUUGCUCAUUAAGAGGAUGACAAGAAAAAAAAGGAGAAUCUGUGUUUCGAAUUUUGUGGCUUCAUUUGAGCAGGGUUUGUCAAGAAUAUAUUCAUUCAUAAAUCAUUUGUUGUUGAAUGUGGCCUAUUAUUAGUCAAUAAUAUGCAUAUUUAAGCAAAUCUUGUGCAUUUUGCCUAAAAUAAGCAUUUUCAAGCAUACAAAUGACUAAAUGAAAUAAAUACAAAUAUAAGGCAUACCGACGACGCAUUAAAAGACGCUGUGAAUCAUGAGUAGUAUUCUAUACUGGUCACUAGGUGUCAGUAAUGUUUCUGUAAUGUUCACACAAGCACGAGACUUGAACAUCAGGCUUUUAAUGCAGGUUUGAAUGAUCUCACAAGAGGCACAACAACCCUAAUAAAAACACGGGCUACUGUUGCGGCUGUAACCCACGCCAAGUUAAAAACCAACUCUGAACCGCUGACAUUAAUUCCUGCCCCCCCGCCACCCUGCUGUUCAAGCACCAGAACACAUUUCACCAGAACACACAAGCACAACUCGUAUUCAUGUCGUAAAUGGCUUAUUCACGCUUAUUAUGUCCACUAGAUUGUGUAAAAUGAGUGUAAAGGUGGCUAUAAGGACGUGUUUUCAUGUCUAACCGUGAUAAACGAGGGAUUACUGUAAUUAACUUUCGUUAAAAACUUUCUUUUCAAAUACUUCGUAGUCUUUUUUUUUUUUUUAGGAACUGAAAACCAUUUGUGGUGUUUAUUGUUUUAUUUGUAUAUAAGGUACAUGCACCCUAGCCUCUGAUACGUUGUUGCAGAAGUCUGUUGAGCUCGGAUACAUGACGCUCCAUCUUGGCAGCUCGCUCAUUCACUCAGCAGAGCAUAAAAAUAUCUUUAAUGCAUUUGGCUUUUUGCUGUAUCUAGCGCUAGUGGCGCUGCUGUCAAGUAAACAUAAACUGGCGUUUCCUGUCUAGGGUAGGAAAGCAGUGACAAGCACCUCCUAACUCAUGCACACCUCAGCCCCUUCGGGAUGAGGAGUGUACUGCAGCGCCUCUGCAUAUAACAUUUCUCUUUGUUAUUGUCUGAUUAGCAAGAAUAAUGAUGUCACAAUUACAUUAAAGAUCACAUGGGCUGUAGAAAGUCAUGGAGUAUAAUACAUUUCUGCAAACAUGUUGGCGACAUGCUGACAAACAUGCGCUGAAGUGCACUCAAGAGGUUCAGCUCGUGCACUUAUGCUGGCUGGAGAGAUUUGCCACGGUCUCGUCUCAUUAGGAAAUGUGCAAAUUCAGCGAUUUUCACAUAGGAAAAUACAUUUAUAAUACCGUGUGAUGGCAAAAUGUAUUUUAUGUUUUCAGGAUGACAGGUGAGGUUCUGCUUCACCUGCCUCUCCUGACCACACUGUUGGGUACCCACCUCGUUUUCAAGGUUAUGUUUCGGUUCAUUUUGGGUACAGUAAGGGAACAAGACAAAACUGCUGACCUCUUAUGACGUAUUAUCUUUUUACAAGCACCUUUAAAGUUUUUCAAAAUGAAGCAAAAACAAAAACCCUGCAAACUACUAGCGGGUACAAUGAGCAAAUAAAAGAUGAUUUAAAAAUGUGAUAUAAUCAGUUGUUGACAAUGUUUCUUUUUUAGUAAAGUGCAAUUCAGCAGUUUGAACAGCGUAAAUGAUUUUUAAUUUUUAGUCGAGUUUCUCAUUGGCUGAAAAGCAGCAUGGAUAUUUCCAGCUUGUCGCCCCGUCCGCCACUUCUUGGCGCAAUAAAUGACUCCCGCUAGCCAAAGGCUGGACUGCACUGUACUUGUUUACCGAGUAGACACGUGACGUCAUAAACACUUCCUGUCCCUCAUUUUGAAUGUGUGCCGUGUGGUUUACGUGUGGGAAGCCCAUACAUGUACCGUUACACCCUGACUAACACCAAGCAAGUGCAGCUCCCACUGAAAUCCUCCGCUAGUUCUCCCCUCUGAAUAAAAUCAAGUUCUCUCGGUCACAUUGAUUGUACAGAAGUGUUGUGUAGAAAUGUACAAUGCCUUACAAGGUUCAACAUACUGUACCAUAUCUUACUGGCUGCAGUAGUUUUGCAUUAGCGGUGUCAUGUAAACCGAUGUCAACUCAGGUGUUUGAGACAUAGCGUUGCAGUCUUUUUAGGAUCUUAAAAAGAUAAAACUGCUGAAGUCUGAGGUAAGGUCACAGUGAAGUUGCUUUGAAGAUAACGACUACAUCCAGUCAUUUCCGCAGUGUGUUCCCUCUUGGUACGCUGUUACAGGAAAGCUCAAAAGUGGUGCAUUUGAGUUCUUCAGGAUGCCGUCCAAAGAACAAAUACAUAGAAAUACACUGAAUUAGAAAUGAUAAGAUGGGAGUUUAUGCAGUAUGGGUAAGUGGUUGCAUGUCUACAGGGAACGUGUCAGGUUUUGUACAGAACAAUACAGCAGAGUGUGUACAUAAAUAUAUUUUUGAGACGUCCAAUCUCAUAGAAACUUAAGUCUUUUGGGAUCAAUUUAUUUGACAUGAAUCUGUUGUAUUUUUUUUCCCUUUCUAUUAUGGUUUCUCUGCUAUUUUGGUUUUCUGAAAAUGAAUUUUGUAAUGCCUGGUCACUUUGUGUCUUGCCGUUUUACGAAGGGAAAAGGGCGGGGUCGUGAUGUUGGGGUUAUUGUGAUUGUCCUCUAGUCAUGGUUCUAAAUAAAUAGAUAACAAACAAAGGAGUGUUGAGUCAGCAUGGUGCCUGAUGGGAUCAAUUUCAGUUGGAGAAGAAACAUGAUCUGCAAAGGUUGAAUUGAGGAACCCGGAGUCUUGGUUGAAGAUGUUAUACGUUUUGAGCAUGCUAAAAACUUUCAAGGACGAUAUGAAGUGUAAAAAUUGUAGUAAAAGGUAUUCUAACUGCACGUUGACUGCAUUGUAAAGAUUCUUACGGUAUUCCAACAGCAUUCAAAUAAAAAAAAACGUAUUAAGCAUCUCCACCAGCGGACGCCGGCAUGGACAGUGCAGAGGUGCCGAAACCCAAGAAAGCCCACUGAAAUGUCACUCACCAUUGAUGAAAGGUCACUCACCAUUGAUGGUCACCAAUUCACAUCACGUGAUGCCGCCAAGGAGAAAAGGAACCAAGCUCUACCACCGGCACAUCACGUCAUGACACCAAGGAAAAACACAGCCAUACUUACAAAACAACACCCUUACACACCUGUUACACUCGUAAUUACCGAUAUGGUACACAAAAUGAAAGUAAAUCAUUUAAGACAUAUGACUCAUGCCAAAAGCCGCGGAGCCGUUUUCAACGGGUCGCCAGUCCUGCCAAAAAAAAAAAAAUCGUAAUGACCCGAUACCCUUGAAUGCACCUCACGUCUUAGCUUGCUACGCCACCACGAGGUACAUGACAUGUUUACGGGCGACUUGGCCAAGCUUGAGCAAGAGGGGAAGGACAUCGAGCGUGAACUUUACGAUCAGUCCGUCAGUAUCUGCUGGGGAAGAGUGCAUUACAAAGAGACGAACCUUUCACCACUCCAGCUUCCGCCCACAAUAAAGACUCGCAGUGCCCAGUCGCUGGUGGACCUCGUGAAGAACCCGCUGACCCUGGAAGCCGCUGCCCCGCCCAUCUAGACGAGCCACAAUGACAUUGUCUGAACUGACCAGCGCUGAAUCCCAGCUGAGGCUGAAGCGGUCACUCACAGCCUGACCACCAGGGGAGCUGUCACUACAAAAGCACAUACUAUUCAUUUACUUCCGGUGCAAGCAGAGCACUGAGGCACACCUGCAGCCGUUUUCCAAUUCUUGGUGUUCUUAAGCACAACGGCUGUGGUAGGACGCCAUCAGCUUGUUCCUCUUCAUCCACAAUGCUUCAUACCACGGCAAGAAGUUAGAGAGCUGUCUUCCUUCCUUGUGUUUUAUCACAGGUUAGCAUUCCUAUUUCUGUUUUUGGUUUUUGAAUACAGUCUGUUGUUCUGCUCCAGAUGCCCUAUUGAUCUAGCUUUUUUUCCCUGUUGGAACUUUAUUCAUUUCACAGUGCUUUUUUAUGUGUACCUUUGUCUGUCUCUCUGCCUUUUGUCUCUGCACAGACUAUUGCGCUGUUCAUGAGCAAGCCAUUCAAGAAGUUAUUUUUUGCCAACUUUGCCUCUGUCUCGACACCCAGGUUCCAAUCCAAAACCCAAACAUUGCAGCUAUUCUAGUGAAACAACAUCAAACCAUUCUCAACUUUGUACAAUUAAGAUUUCAACCAAAGUUUUGGGGAAAAUGCUUUAAAUAUUGCAGAAAUACCCUGCCUGACCUUACCUGAACUUUCUUUUCCAGGCAUAAACACAACUGUACAGCAACAUAACAUCUCAGCUAUCAGCAGUACACCAAACACAUUGAAAUAGCAUGCUAACAACAUCAUGAAUUGGUGGCAAUGGUGGACUUGGCUCAGCAAUUAGUGACCAGCUCGGCGGCUGGACGCUUAAGGCACACGACACAUACGAUAUCACAAUAUCAAACGAAUGAUUUCUGAUUGUACCAUUUUUUGCUGCUGUUGUUGUUUUUAGUUUUCUUGUUACAUUCUAUUUCUAGAUUGUGCCGUGGGCCAAUAAAAAAAACAUCCACGGGCCGAAAUGACACCAGGGCCACAUUUUGGACACCCCUGCACUAUGCCAAACAUGUGAGGUAUUACAAAAAGGAAACCAAAACAAGAAACCGUUUUUAUGGUGAAAUAUGAAGGUCAAGCGCAUCUGCAAUACAACUCAUCUUUUGUCAUUAAUGAGGAAAUCAACAAAUAAAACAAAUCUGAGGUCGUACAGUGUCACAGAAUGGACAAUGUUGGAAAGGACAAGAAGUGCUGUGCGCUUUGUUAAGUUUGUAAAAGUUUUACUUGAGUAGAGAUCAUGGUCACGUGGUGGAAAGUUCCAAGACCACCGUGUUUUAAGGGCAGCGUCAUGAAGAAUAUGGUGUCGUCCUUUGAAAAGAAUGGCUCUUCAUUCUAGGAAAAACACAGCAAUUGAAAUGUUUUCUCAUACUGAGAAAGUUGUACAAACAAAUCACUGAACAACUAUUUCCAAGAAUUGGUGGUCUGUUAGGCAGUGACAUCAUUCAAACAUCAAACUUAAAUUUUUGAUGAUCGUGUUUACUGUUUCAGCACGUUCAUAAUUACAAAGCGUGUGAACUCUAACUAAUCUAACUAAUGACCUUGCUGUUGGUGCAAUCAGUGGUAAUAGUGAAGAAAGUAAAGGAGUAAUUAGGGUCACUAUUGAAAGAGAUGCUCCUUAUUACAAGCCAGUACACAGGCUACAUUAUUUCAUAGCUGUCAUUUAACAAGACAGGCCAAUUUGGCGUGCUGGUGGAAAAAAACAUAAUACACAGUAGCCUGGAAUGUGCUCCAUAUUUGUGUUUUGUGUUUUCCUGGAGAAUGACCUCUGCAGAUUGCAGUUUUUUUCUCCAUAUUAAAAGAACUAACUGCUCCUGGCCAUCUGUCAUUACAAAGUAUACUAGGGGUGUAUAAGGGUGUAUAAGACGCACUGGUGUUUAAUCCACACGCACCAAAUUUAGAGUGGAAAAACUGAGGAAACUAUAAGAAAAGUCAUAACGAGCUUGUCAGCCCAUCGGCAAUCGCAGGAGGUCACUACUCGAUAUAACAGCCUGACUCACGGUGCCUUAGAAAGAACGCUAAAAUCAUCACACAGCAAUUUCAUAUGACACACAAAAGGUAGCAACACAAGUACCAAUACGAGUUUAGAUUAAAAAACAAACGUCUUCCGAUCAUGCGUUUCUUCCCAGCAAAGCAUUGCAUUGGCCAUGGCUCCCAGGGCACUGCAACGACUCAUUCAGCUUCCUCCGUCCACCAGAGGGAGCCUGCCUGCAAUGAUUCAUUCCCUAUUGUCAUGUUCUGUGUGCUGCUCUGCUGCCCUCUAUCUGCUAUGGGUUGCAGCACACCACCGAGCCUACCAGGAGGAGCUAAUUAACACACCUGUGGGCAAUUACCAAGCUGCAGUCUGACUUGCACUUGUUGCCAGAUUGUUACCUGCUCUUCGCCUGCUACCGGCUCCUUCCAGCACCGUGCUUUUGCGUCAAGCUACUCUCUGGUCCUUUUUUGCUUUUUAUUCUGUAUGUACCUCAGUAUUCCCUGCCAGGCUUUUUCCCUGCAGUGGUGAGUGUUACUAGUGCCCGUGUGUCCUGCUUGGUUCUCAGCAGCGUUUUCAGUUAGCAUUUUUCCUUUCUGCUACAUUUUUUGCAGCACCUUUUAGUUCUAGUUUUUCCCUGCUUGUUUGCCGUCCUAGCAGCGUCUUUUGUUCUUAGUCUUUUCCCUGUGACUAGUUUUGUGUUGUACUUUGUGGUUUUGUGUUGUACUUUGUUUUUUUCCACCUAGUGGUCACCUCUGUUAAGACAUUUUUGUUACAUGGACUGUCUCGACUCUGCAGUUGGGAUCCAGUACUCUUGGCCUCAGCCAAUCGUAACACCUACUCCCUCUGGUGGACAGAGGCAGCUCAUUGUAGCGCACCGGCAGCCAUGGCCAAUGAAAUGUUUUGCUGGGAAGAAAAGCAUGAUGGGAAGCCGUUAAAAUAGUUGUUUUUUUAUUCUAAAGUCGUAUUGGUACUUGUUAAGUAUAUUUCUUACCUACCUUUUGAGUGUGAAGUUGCUGUGUGAUGAUUUUAGUGUCCUUUCUGAGAUGACACCGUGAGUCAGACUGUUCUAUUGAUUAAUGACCCCCUGCGAUUUCCAGUAGGUUGACAAGCUCGCCCUGAGUUCCCUUAUAGCUUGUGAUUGGCUCCUGCCAAAGAAAGAGCUACUGUUUCCUCACUGACUCGUGAGCGGCACAGUAUUUAAACUACUAGUAGUAAUUCUGCAGUAAAGGAGAUGUCUGUAUAAGCCGCAGGGUUCAAAGUUUAAGAAAAAAAGUAGCGGCUUAUACAUUAAGUAAUUACAGUAUUAGAUUUUGUCAGUUGACCCAAGUGCAAAGAUAUGAACAGUCCAUAUUUGUUAUGGUAGGUUUAUUGUAACAGAAACAGACAACACAAUUUGUAUUUGAUUGAGUGAAAUAAGUAUUUGAUUCCCCACCAACCAGCAAGCAUUCAGACACCAACAGAGCGGUUAUAUGUACAUGAAACACACAAAUUAGUCCUGUCCCUCAGGAAAGUACUUCUUUGGGCAAGACCAAACAGCUGUGAAAGGACCUCAAGGGAGAAUAUUGUAGACAUGCAAGACUGGAAAGGACAAUAAGACCCUCAACAAGAAGCUUGGUGAGAAAGAGACCACUAUUGGGCUAAUAAUUUAUAAAUGGAAUAAAAUAGAAAUAAAAAAAUAUAAAAUAAAAUAAAAAAAAAAAUGACAGUCAACAGCACUCGCUUUAGAGCAUGCAAGAUUUAAUCUGGUGGACUAAGGAGGAUUGUUAGAAAGGUGAGUGACCAGCUGGAGCUGGUUAAUGAUAUCAGCACAGUCACCAAGAAAAGCAUUUAAUAACACACUUUGAUUUCAUUUUCAUAGUCAUGACACAUUUUUUUCAUCAGAUAAUCAAUCCCUUGCUACUCCAUGUAAAUAUUAGCCAUUUUUGAACUGUUUUUGUAUUUUAAGGAUUUUUGUUACAACGAGCCAGCUAACACCAAUGUCUAACUUCACUGCAAUCUACUGCGUUUUAUGAAUGAUUAGACAAUGAAGCCACAUUAGCCUGUAAAUUGUCAGUUGUGUUUGAAAUUAAAAUACAAAUAAUUACAUAAAAAUGUUUUUGGUUUGCUUUGACAGACUCGACCAUCUGCUUACCUGGCGAUCAAGCCACUCGUCUGAUAUCAUCACAUGUCUCUGAAAUGAGGAGGGCAAAUAUAUCAUCAUGCUUUCAUCAUGUGACAGUAUAUUUCUGAUGACACGACAAUUUGUAAAAAAAAAAAAAAAAAAAAAAAAAACAACCUUUGUGCACUUGUUGGUGAGUACGUCACAGAGUGAAAGAAUGGACAUGUUUUGCGCCCGAUUCACCCAGCGCACAGCAAGCUUCUCCACGGUCACCCACUUCACCAUUGUGAUGUAGUAUUGACUAUAAAGGACAAAGUUAAAUGUUGUGAGAAAAUAGGUAACACAGUUAAAUUUCUCAAUUAUUUGCAGUAAACGAUCUCCGUUACCUCUCGUCCAGACUCUCAGGAGGUAACAGCUCAGUUGUUUGGGAGCUGCCAUCGAGAAUUACCACAUAGAGCUUUGCAGUGGGAUUGAUUUGACCCAUCUAGAUCAAUAUAACAGAACAAAUCAGUUGAAUGAACCCAUCAAAUCAAGUACGACAAACAAUUUGUGGUGCUCUGCAUGAACAGUGAUGACAAAGCAAAACAUUGCUUAUUCAUAUCCCUAUGUGGUGUCAUGAUAAUGGAACGACAGGGAGGACUACCGCAAUGAUUAUACACAUUAUUAUACACAUAUGCACAUGUAGAGAACAAGUUGGAAGAUACAACGUGCAGGCCCUGGAGCAAGCAAGAAAAUCAUGGUUCAUGUUUUUAUUCCUUUCUUCAUAAUACCUGCACUUUUUGCUCUUCGCUUGCUGGAAACCGUGGACUUAACAUUGUUUUCAAACCAGAACGAAUGCAUUAAUCAGUUCUUUGGCCUGAAUGGAAAUAUGUUGUGACAACAUUGCUUAAAAAUGAUGGCAAACCUCCUGUUAGCUGCAGUUACCCCCUUCGAAUGCACAAAAAUAAAUGAGCAAAUUAACCCAUGAGAACCCACAGCCAUGUGUGCUGAAAGUCAAAUGAUGGAUGAUGUACCACAGACACACUACACAGAAGACAUUUUUGAUGUUUUUUUUUUCUAAAAUACUACACAUUCAUGUCAAAGAUGUGUGAUGUUAACAUUUUUUAGAUACAUCGUUCAUGGGAAAUGUACUAUGCUUUUUUGAAAAGAAGUCACAGCAACACUUUUUUGUGUACCACACCACAUGCAUCUUGCGCGCUUAUGCAGGUGCAUUGCAAUGUUGAAUUUCCCUCACUUGAAAUGUGCUCCGAGUUGUACCAAACUAUCCAUCCAUUUUCUAUGCCGCUUAUCCUCAUUACGGUACACCCUGGACUGGUCGCCAGCCAAUCGCAGGGCAUGUACUGAACUAACUGACUGACAUUCACAACGGCGCCACAUAAGUCUGCAGUGGUGUUAGUUAUAGCAAUGGUGUGGUAUCAACACACACUAGGGAGGAGUGUAUGCCUUUUGAAAUAAUUUUAUGGUGGGUUUAUUUUAACAAAGAGAGACAGAAUGUAAAAAUAACAACCAACUUACUGUACUCUCACUCCAAUACACAGUACGAGGUUUGGGGAUCAAUAAGUAGUUCUCACCUUAGGGUAAGCAUACUCUUUACUCCUGGGGUAAACCGAGCCAAUGUAACAGGGCAAUAGCAUCUUUGGAACCAGGGAGUCAUUGAUGGUGAGGUAGGCAAGUCUUGAACCAUCAGGUGACCACCAGUGGGCUGCCUGAGUGUGCAAAACCUCCUCUGGAAAACAAAUAGAAUCCAACUUGAAACUGUGAACCAGGAGCUACUAACGCAUUAGGUACUUGUGCUUAAUAGCAGUCACUUGGUGUAGAAAUGUGCCCGUAAUACAUGUUCCCCUACUAUUUCUCUUACUGGGCACGCCAUGAAACAUUCCAUUCUAAUAACAUGUCAGUGAUGUCACAUUUCUGUCUGAAAACUCUUUCUUUUCAAUGAAUAUACUUGUAUAUAUAAGUCAACCUGUUUCCAGCCAAAUCUGGUGGAUGUUACUGUAUGCCAUGCGUUUAUUGUUGUAUUUCCCUAUUUCUGCCUUUUUAUGUUUCUGCUUCGUUUUUGUCAGAUAGCUUUGUCUUGCGGCUGGGGUCGGAGCAGAACGAGGCAGAUGGACGCAUUCGGCAAAUACUCUGAUUCAUAAACCCUGCAUCCACACCAGUGCCAGAUUAUUCAAACAUGUAAACAAAGCAUUCAGCUUUUCGGUGUGCUUUUCAGUGUAGUACUUGACACAAAUUUCACAUUUCAAACCUUGUUGUUUAUACACAUAUACUACUACACAUAUACAUAUACUGCUUAAUUUUUAUUCUUAUUUAUACUGCACUGUCAAAGUAUCUUUUCCUCCAAAUUCCUCAUGGUUCUGGUCUGUUCUGUGCCAAUACUUCCAUGUUCCCAUGUUCUUGUUUUAUUAUGUUCAGUCUUUUUCGUUAUUGCUAGGUUUUUGUUGGUACUUUUUAUUAUUCUUUCUCCAGUGUCUUCCUCAACUGCCUUGUUACUCCCUUCCUAGUAUGUUAUUUUCCCAGCCUUAAGCCCUAAUUUCUGUUUCUCUUUUGGACACUUAUUUAGUUGGUCGUUUUUU
Messenger RNA from Dunckerocampus dactyliophorus (ringed pipefish), 13712 nucleotides. Its product is annotated as inactive dipeptidyl peptidase 10-like. Bases 298 to 2688 code for a protein of 796 amino acids. Lineage: Eukaryota; Metazoa; Chordata; Actinopteri; Syngnathiformes; Syngnathidae. The transcript is spliced from 28 exons. Gene Ontology annotation, molecular function: dipeptidyl-peptidase activity; serine-type peptidase activity. The record is from RefSeq and is a predicted model, not a curated record. Gene Ontology annotation, biological process: proteolysis.